ACUAAAAUGCACACAUGUCCAAGGAGUGCAUAACAAUUAUACAACUCAACAAAAUAUAACAGGUUAGAAGGUUGAGUCAGUUACAGCUCAUCAAGGCUAGUUGCGCUUUGCGGUGAUAUGUUUUCAAAACGACAGAAAAGGGGGACUUUUAGUUUUUCAGAGUACUGAUGUUGACAUCAAGCCAAGAGUGAGGUGGGGGAGAUUUCUUGUAAUCCUACCCCCACUUGGGGUCGUCAAGAAACGCUACUGUAACACGUUGGAGUCGUCACAUACCCAAAGCACAUCACUACAGUCAGGAGGGGAAAACCACGCCUCUCGCCGAGAAAUUCCGCUGACCUGAUAUAUAAGCAUUGAAGCACUGCCAUACCUCAGAAUAACGCAAGAACUACUGGUGAAUAACGAAUCUGUAUAUAUCUGUCUAUUCUUUAACAAUCCCGAUACACACUUGGAUUACAAUCAUGACACUGGAACUAGAACAGAUCUUUGGACAGGAGAGCGCACUCGACGCCACAGAUAGAGUGCAAAGUGCAGGCACAGCCCUGGAGGAGUUGUUGGUGUCUGCAAAGAAGCAGGACUACCUUACCGUUGGAGUCUAUGAGUCUGCCAAAAUUAUGAAUGUUGAUCCAGACAAUGUGGCAUUCUGCGUUCUGGCGACAGACGAGGAGUACGAAUGCGACAUCGCUCUCCAGAUCCACUUCACCCUCAUCCAGGCUUUCUGCUUCGAUAACGACAUAAACGUGGUACGCGUUAACGAUAUAGAGCGCCUGGCUGAACUCGUGGGCACAGAAGAGGCCGGCGAACCCAAGGACGCACAUUGCAUUCUUGUCAGGAGCCCUGGUUCUGAGUCAUGGAAAGACCCUGCUCUGGACAAACUGCAUCUGUUUUGUGAGGAGAGCCGCAGUGUGUAUGACUGGGUUCCCACCAUCACUCUCCCUGAACGCUGAACAACCAACCCUCUGCAUGCUUCAUUUGUUGAUGAUGAAGAUGAUGAAGAGAGCAUAAAAUGACCGGAACCUCAGGGUUUGAAGUCUGCCUAUUGGAAUACACGGCUGUGGCUGUAACCCAGGACUCAAUGUGCAGUCUGGGAUGGCAGUGCAGUUUCUGGAUUACCCCGUGGAGGGGUCAGGGCUCACAUGUGGACUGGCUCAGGUGUAUGUGGACUGGGCCCAUGUCAUGUCAUUAAAGCCUGGACCAGGGUGAGGAGUUGAACUGGACUGGACUCUGCAGAACAUAGAUCAUGAUCCUAUAGCUGCUCUGACAAGGGCCAAUGGUAAGGGGUGAACGGAGGAGAUGGUCAGAGAAAGAAAGAUAAGGGAGAAGAAACUGAUGAGUGAAAAUGUGUAACAUGAUUGGAUGUAAGGUGGUGGCAGAAAGACACGUGAAAGAAGGUGAAUAACACAAGAGAAAGGAAAAUAUUGGACUUUUCCAAAGCCAAUGGGCAAUGCUCGGAUUGAAACUCAAACAUUCAUUUUCUUAACAUUAUUAUUUUCUUUAUUAUUUUUGCUGUCAAAUGAUGCAAAAACACAUGCAACAUUGUUCUGUUUGUUAUGAAACUGUAAAAGCAUUUUACACAAUUUCUUAAUAAAUGCUUUAAACUUUA
Oncorhynchus nerka (sockeye salmon) is the source of this 1600-nucleotide messenger RNA. Its product is annotated as growth arrest and DNA damage-inducible protein GADD45 gamma-like. The transcript has 4 exons. The coding region runs from base 459 to 944 and encodes 161 amino acids. Gene Ontology annotation, cellular component: cytoplasm; nucleus. Gene Ontology annotation, biological process: regulation of cell cycle. The record is from RefSeq and is a predicted model, not a curated record. Lineage: Eukaryota; Metazoa; Chordata; Actinopteri; Salmoniformes; Salmonidae.